AUGGCCGAAGAGCCUGUCGCUAUAGAUGUUGAGUCCAAGCCUCUCCGCAUUCUUACGUAUAACAUGUACCUCCGUCCGAUGUUAGUAUCUGCCGCUGGCCACGAUCAUAAGGACAGUCGCUUGCGAGUCUUUUGUAAUGAUCGACUUCAAGACUUUGAUGUGGUAUGUUUCCAAGAAGUCUUUAAGGAACUUAACUGGCGACGAGAGAAGUUACUUAAAAAGGCCAAGAAAGCCGGGUUUAAGUGGAGGAUCCAAACGGAGAAGCCGUUGUUUCCGCUGUUUUUAGUCGAUGCCGGACUUGUCAUUAUAUCACGAUUCCCAAUAGUCGAAAAGGACUUCAGAAUGUACACACGAGGGAUAUACGCAGACGCAGUUGCGUCGAAAGGUGUACUCUACGCGAAAAUCGAAGUGCAACCGAAUCGAUACAUUCACGUCUUUGAUACACACACACAAGCAGACUAUACAUUGGAUUUGGAAAAGGCUAAACCAUCGAGAGAGAGAAGAAUGGUCCAUGUGAAGGAAUACGCGGAGUUCGUUCAAGAGAAGACUACAGGGAACAACUACCCGGCGAUAUGCUGCGGUGAUUUUAAUGUGAAUGGAAGAGCAGGGACUGAUGGGACCACGGAGAGCGUCGAGUAUAAAGAAUUCUUACAAACAUUUGUCGUACCGAACGGAGAACUCAUCGACUUGUUACUUAGAGACAACCACGGAGUACAACCAGUCACGUUCGGUGACUCGUUUGUCGACGCGUCGGGGACGGAAACACCGUUUGAUACGGAAAUCACCUACGAAGAACAGUGCAUGGAUAAGUCACGGCUGGACUAUAUCUUCCAAUUGAAGAGAGAGGGAGAAGAACCACAACUGACAUGCAAGAACUGCAGAGUCGAUAAGUUCCCAGUGAAGGGGAGAAAGUUCCCGUUUAUGAGUGACCACUUUGGAGUCACGGUGGAUGUGUACCUUUAA
Messenger RNA from Entamoeba invadens IP1, 963 nucleotides. RefSeq names its product sphingomyelinase C precursor, putative. The record is from RefSeq and is a predicted model, not a curated record. Gene Ontology annotation, molecular function: sphingomyelin phosphodiesterase activity. The transcript has a single exon. The coding region runs from base 1 to 963 and encodes 320 amino acids. NCBI's taxonomy places the organism in Eukaryota, Evosea, Mastigamoebida, Endamoebidae. Gene Ontology annotation, cellular component: extracellular region; cytoplasm.